AUGGCGGAGGCGAAACAACCGCUCGUUGAGAUGGCGGAAGCGGGGAAGGGGAAAAGGUGGACAGGUGGAGUUACGGGGAGUGAGGGACAGGCGGAUGCGACUGUCGAAGCGGAUGUUGCGCGGGGAAGAGAAGCAAAGGGAAGAGGCGAGACAGGGGCGGCAUCUGCGGGUGGAGUUAGCGCCGCUGCUGUGAUCGUUGUGGCUCAGGGCAACCUAGGCGCACGCCUGCAGGCGCUUUGCCUUGCGCCCGCCGUCAGCGCGGUGUGGGGCGCGCGGAAACUGGGGGAAGCAGUCUCGGGGAAGGCGGACGGGGAUAAGGCGGGGGAGGUGGCCGUUGUCUGGAGUGACUCAGCAAUUGCGGAUGCUGACGUGGACGGAAGUGCUGGUGCUGAAUUUGCUGGCGGCCGUUCCAAGAAGCGACCCACUGGGGAGGGGUUCUUGGAUUUAUUCAGCGGGUUUCCCGGUGUAGAUGCAUUACGGUUAGACGAGAAGGAUAAGGCUGCUUGGCCGAGUGUGACUGUAACGGGAGCAGCCUCUGCUGAUUCUCUUUUAGAGUCACGGACAUUGCUGCAAGUCUCACUGCCAGCUUGUGUAGAAGUGGUGUCUGAAUCGGCCAAUGAGAGCGCGAAAGUUGGCAGCAGCAACAGUAGCAGUGCGGAGGUGCCUGCAUUGACUUUGUCACUGUGGGUCCCUACAGAACUAAGCCACGUGGCAAGCAGGGAUUGGACGCCCCCCGAGGCAUGUUCCGCCCUCCUCCUCUUCCAGUCGUGCCUGGGCGCUCUGCAGCCCUCGCCACGUGUCAGCAGAUUACUGGAGGAGGGAGCGCUGGGGGAAACGGGAGCAGCUGCUGGGAGGUCUGAGGGGGAGAUAAAGGAGGGUGGGGGAGGACGGGUAAAGGGGGGAUCUAGGGAGAGACUAGCUCGUAGCACGGCUGUGUAUCUGGAAGCCAAUCAGGUGAUGCCAAGUGGCACGUGCGGAGGGUGCCCUGAGGACCCUCUACUCAACUGCACGCUUCGCACGCUGACGUGGCGCUACCUGCGCGUGCCGUCCAACUCGUCUGACGUGGACUUCACUGUAGCAGCUGCCUCUGCUACAGACGCUGCUACAGUCGCAGGCACCUUCCAUCCCCUGCGCGCCCCCCUCCUCCUCCCCCACACUGCUGUCAGAGCGGCCAUGGGUUGCCCCUUGAGAAUACCUCCCUCCUCCUCCCCCCACCUUUCGUCCUCCUCACCCUCGUCUCCCAGCACCACCUCUGCCUCCUCCGAUGCCUCAUUCCCACCAUCGCCAUUGUCGUCAACAUCGUCCCGGCGAUUGUUGGCGCUGAAGGGAGGGGAGAAGGAGCAGGGAGAGCGGGAGAGGAAGCCUGGAUCACCAGCUGACACCACUGCGAAUGACAGUCCUGGGAGCAACAGCAGCGAGAACAGCAGCGGUAGUGGGACGAGCGGGGCGGAAGGGCACGAGUGGAGCUGUGGUCAGCUGGAGCUGGCGGAGCUGCUGCUGCUGACCAGGGCUCGUGGGCUCAUCCACUCGCGGCCCUCCAUAGAGGCACUUUUCAUUGCUGCCCAGGGAAGACGGCACCGGGCGAGCCACAGCAGCAGUGCGGGGGGAGAUGUAGAAGCCUCUGUAGAGGCAGCUGCAGCCCUUGUGACUGUAGACCCCUCGGCAGCAGCGUUUGUGGUGGAGGAGAGUGUGUGUGCUGCCCCACGUGCCGCCGGGUUUGUCAACCAGAAGUUCCUGCAGCAGAUGCUCGUCGAUGAGGAGCUCAAGGCAGUGUACUGCUCGGUGCCAAAGGUGGCCUGCACGAGCUGGAAGGUGUGGUUCCGGGAGCAGCUGUCCAAGCGGCUCGGCGGUAACAACUCGCCUCGCGUGAAGCUCUUCGCACGCACCUCCGUGCACAGCCCACUGCAGAGCGGGCUGAGCAUCAUGGGGUACGGGUUUGAGGAGCACGAGAACAUUCGGUUUCUCACGCGGCCCGACUUUUUCAAGUUCUCGUUUGUGCGUAACCCGUUCACACGGAUUGCGUCGGCGUAUCUGAACAAGCAUGUGAAUGGGGUGGGCUUGCACGGCCGCCAGUAUUGGAACGAGGUGAGGGUGGUGGACAAGGUGGGCUUCUUUCUCCUUCCAUUCUCUUCCCCACUGUUCAUGUCAACUCCACUCUGCAUUCCGUUCAACCCCGACAUUCCCCUCCCCUGCCUCUCUCCCUCGCUGCAGCGCUUCUUUAUGGGAAUCCCGGCGUACAAGACGCUCAUGAAGAGCCAGAACGGCAGCGACUUCAUCCCCUUCUCAACAUUCAUGUCAUUCCUCCAGCAACGAGCCACACGCUGCGUCGAGUGCAUGGACCCCCAUGUUCGCCCCCAGGUAUUUUCCCCCACCCUUUCCCACCCUUCCCCUCUCUUGCCUCCCUUUUUCUGA
This is a messenger RNA of Closterium sp. Naga37s-1, 2412 nucleotides long. Lineage: Eukaryota; Viridiplantae; Streptophyta; Zygnematophyceae; Desmidiales; Closteriaceae. The record is from the annotation of a GenBank genome assembly.